This is a messenger RNA of Sardina pilchardus (European sardine), 5222 nucleotides long. It is a transcript of the gene kbtbd8, whose product is annotated as kelch repeat and BTB (POZ) domain containing 8. Gene Ontology annotation, molecular function: protein binding. Lineage: Eukaryota; Metazoa; Chordata; Actinopteri; Clupeiformes; Clupeidae. The transcript has 4 exons. The record is from RefSeq and is a predicted model, not a curated record. Bases 51 to 1856 code for a protein of 601 amino acids.
CACUGGUGACGUCUGGUUUUACCAUCUGCAGCGAGACAGACUGGGCGAGAAUGGCUGCCGGGGGAGAGGUCGGAAAGCUGUUACAAGUGCAGAAUGGAACUCCAGCAAAUACAAGCUUCAAUGGGGUAGACGCUCUUCAUGCGUGCAACGUCCUUCAGCAGCUGAAAGUCCUGUAUGAUGAAGCACAGUUGACAGAUAUCGUUGUGGAGGUGGACCAUGGCAAGACAUUUUCCUGUCACAGAAAUGUCCUGGCCGCCAUUAGCCCUUACUUCAGAUCCAUGUUCACAAGUGGCCUUACAGAGAGCAGCCAGCGCGAGGUGCGCAUCGUUGGCGUGGAAUCCGAGUCCAUGCACCUGGUCCUGGACUACGCCUACACGUCCCGCGUCACGCUCUCCGAGUCCAACGUGCAGGCGCUUUUCACGGCCGCCAGCAUCUUCCAAAUCCCGGCACUGCAGGACCAGUGUGCCCAGUUCAUGAUCAGCCGCCUGGACCCGCAGAACUGCAUCGGCGUGUUCAUGUUUGCGGACGCGUACGGGCACCAGGAGCUGCGGGAGCGCUCGCAGGACUACAUCCGCAAGAAGUUCCUGUGCGUGGUGGGCGAGCAGGAGUUCCUGCACCUGACCAAAGAGCAGCUGGUGGGCAUCCUGAACAGCGACGACCUGAACGUGACCAAGGAGGAGCACGUGUACGAGAGCGUGGUGCUCUGGCUGGAGCAGGACCGGGAGGGGCGCCAGACUCACCUGCCCGAGGUGUUCUCCAAGUGCAUCCGCCUGCCGCUGCUGGACGAGGCCUUCCGCAGCCGCAUCCCGCCGGCCCUGGCGAUCGCCAUGCCCAAGGAGCCCGUCGACAAGGGCCACCUCAACGGCACCAACGGGUGCCCGCAGCGGCUGGGCAUGACCGCCUCCGAGAUGGUGAUCUGCUUCGACGCGGCACACAAGCACUCAGGGAAGAAGCAGACGGUGCCUUGCCUGGACACGGCCACGGGGAAGGUGUACAAGCUGUGCAAGCCGCCCAACGACCUCCGCGAGGUGGGCAUCCUGGUCACCUCGGAGAACGACAUCUACAUCGCCGGCGGGUACCGGCCCAGCAACAGCGAGGUGUGCAUCGACCACCGGGCGGAGAGCGACUUCUGGCAGUACGAGCACGCCAACAACCGCUGGCUGCCACGGGCGCCACUGCUGCGGGCGCGCAUCGGCUGCCGGCUGGUGCACUGCUGCGGGAAGCUGUACGCGCUGGGAGGCCGCGUCUACGAGGGCGACGGGCGCAACGCGCUCAAGUCGGUCGAGUGCUACGACGCCCGCGACAACUGCUGGACUGCCGUCAGCCCCAUGCCCAUUGCCAUGGAGUUUCACAGUGCUGUGGAGUAUAAGGAAAGGAUCUACGUCUUGCAAGGGGAGUACUUCUUCUUCUUUGAUCCUCGGAAGGACUACUGGGGCCACUUGAGCCCCAUGAGCAUCCCGCGGAGCCAGGGUCUGGCCGUGCUGCACAGGAACUGUAUCUACUACAUCGCCGGCGUCUGCAGGAACCACCAGCGCACCUUCACCGUGGAGGUGUACGACAUCGAGCAGAACGGCUGGAGCCACCGGCACGACCUGCCCUUCGACCAGGCCACCAGCCCCUACAUCAAGGCCCUGCUGCUUGGCGGCAAGCUGCACCUGUUUGUGCGCGCCACGCAGGUGAUGGUGGAGGAGCACGUGUUCCGCACCAGCCGCAAGAACUCCCUCUACCAGUACGACGACGAGGCGGACCAGUGGAAGAAGGUCUACGAGACGCCCGACCGCCUCUGGGACCUGGGCCGCCAUUUUGAAUGCGUGGUGGCCAAACUCUACCCACAGUGUCUUCUCAAAGUGCUCUGAUGCAGCGGGGAGGGAGAGGAGGGGGGUAAUUGCCACCCUUGGCAUGCCUGAGGUGCUACUCGGCCACAGGGGAUCAGAUGAUGCCCUGCUCCGAGCGUCUCGGUCAAGAGACCGUCAGGAUUUCUAAAGUCUUAAACAAAAGUGUUUGAGUGUCCGAAGGACGGCGUUUUUUGUUGUUGUUGUCGUCGUCGUCGUCGUUGUUGUUGUGGGUGUACACUCUUCUAAAGGUGCCCGUUGUCGAUGCCUGUCCAGCGAGCACAGGGCACCCACACGAUUACUUCUUUUACAGCCGUACAAUGAAUCAUAAGUGCAAUUAUCAUAUGGUUUGCAAAACAUGAGUUUGAGCCAUUUGUCAUUCUUCUAGGUUUGAGACCGUUGGUUUGGUGUUUUUGUUUUUUCCUUCAGUUUUGUUGGCAUGCAGUGUUGAGGCCGUUAACAGGGCACCCUCUGGAAAUGAGUUGGUGCAGAGCAUUGACACCAGAAGUACAAAAAGCAAAUAUAUGAAAGAAUAUAUAGCUAUGUGUACUCAUACGGGUAUGUUGAGCGGGUGUGCUCUCUGUUAAGUAGCUAGGUUGAAAAAAAGAAAAAAAAGAAAAGAAAAAAAAGACAAGUAAUUUUUGCCGUUUUUCAUUUUAAUGUUUUGUGACGUUUGCCAUGCCUCCUAAUGCGUGGCCAUUCAUUUUAGGAUUGAGUUUGAGAUGUUUGUUUUACAUUUGAGUGUGUUUGGUUGUGAUAGGUGUGCGUUAUCAUUUUGGUGCAUUCUGUUGCAUUGCCAAGAUGUGCGAGAGACCCCUCAUCAUGCUUUUUCAUAAGACAGGCUUUCUCUCUGUCUCUCUUUCUUUUUCUUUUUUUCCUUCUCUCUCUAUCUCUUUCUUUCUUUCUCUCUUUCUUUCUUUUUUCUUUCUUUCUUUUUCUCUCUCUCAUAUAUAUAUAUAGAUAUAUAAUGCGUGUGUGUGUAUACAUAUAUAUGUAUUGGUUAUGUAUGUGUUUGCAGUAUGUCUCACAAGUUUGCUAUAUAUCACAUAUUUUAUGUUUUGAAUGAGUGUGUGGGUUUAUUUUGAGAUUAUUUUAGUUUGUUUUGUUUUGUGAAUCAGUAUGGUGGACAUUGUGGGUCUUACUCAAAAUCCAAAUCUUUCAUGAAAAACAACUUACACCAGCCAGAACAUCUUUAGAAAGAAGUUACAUAGUCUCCAUAUUGGAGUAGAGAAAAAUAUGAUGAGUACAGCUGAAUGGGUAGCUGUGAGGUGUGUGUGCGUGUGUGCGUGUGUGUGUGUGGAGAGGAUCCAGAACAGGCAAUAGGUUUUGCUGACAGAAGCACCAUGCCUGUCUGAUAGGGAGUGAAGGGAAGAUUGUGGAGAGAGGGGUGUUGAUUUUUUUUUUUUUCUCAUUUAUUAUUAUUUUUUAAAGUGGUUGGGUCUGAGUGGUCAUCUCUCCGCAGGUGGCUCUCUGUGGACAUGCCUCGGACUCUAACAAACAAAACAUCUGCAUUCAGACAGGGCAUCUCAAAGGCCAAAAAUGCAUUCUGCGAAAUGCGCCAUUGUGGUCUGGAACGUUUAGUUCUCGUAGCAAUAACAGUAGAAGCUGAAAUUGUGUGGAAAGGGGCGAAGGGAUAGGCUAGGCCUGAAAGAACGAAAACAUAUUCCUCACUUCUUCGAGAAAGUGCAUUAACAGUUGUUGCAAGCUAAAUGUUUGGUGCUGAUUUUGACAAAUCGACGUGAUCUGUGUGAGCUUUUGAAGGGUGGUUUUGAAGUCCUGUCCUUGGGAGUCCGUAAAGUGCAGAAUCCCUCUGGGAUGUCAUUGUGCCUAUAGAUAAAACAAAGCAGGCCUGGAGACAGAAUGCCGGCUGCGUGAUAUUUGCCUGUUGGAGUAGCAAGCGGAGCCCCUCUGAAGUCUUACUCAUUGUUGCACUGAAUCAUUUUUUCCACUUUUAAGAACGGCUUGCCACUGCAAAUUAUUCCACACAACCCCCCCACCCCUUCCACAGACGUAAGUCAGGAUUGAGAAGCAUCCUGAGCUGUGUGUGUCUAUUUCCAUGCAUUCUAACUUCGUGGAAUACGAAUACCGAAAAGGAAGAAACUUUUGGUGCUGCUUAUUUGACAAUCUUGUACAGAAUUACGUGACGAUUACAGCCAUCGGGUAACGUCCCUUAUUGUAGCGCAACAUUUUUUUUUUUUUGGUUUGUUUGUUUUUGAUCAUAUGCAGGUUCUUGCAGGUCCUGAGUUUGCACUACAUCCUCCUUGUUUUAUUUGUGAAUAGCGGAGGCUGUCCUUUUCAAUCAGAUGACAAAGCAAUCUUGUGGAGAAAGCAGAACUCAAAACCUCAAAGCUCUGUUUCACAAAAAAAAAAAAAAGAAAUGUUAGAUUUUAGUUUUGCCAUGUAUAGCAAGCGAUUGCGAAAAGAUUUGAAAACAGUCAACAUAGACGGAUCACAGCCUGGCUUUGCGGUCAUCUGCCCCUCAUUGCUUUGCCGUCCCUGCCAGAUACAAGGCUCUGCGGGAAGCAACUACGGUGACUGGCGACGAUCAUGUGACUCAGUGGGGCGGGGACUGUGGGCACCUCAGAACCUCUCGACCCGCCCAUGGCCUCCUCACCCCAUGUGAACCGCUGAAAAAAAAAAAAGCUCAGAGAUGCAGGAACCGGAAGCAACGGACAACUCUCAGGAUUUCUAUUGUUAAACACAGUACUGUAUUUAAAUCAUUUGUUUAAAUGUGUAUUAUACUGUAUCAUAUGUUUGCUGUACUUGCACAGGUUUUUUUCCCCUUUUUCUUUCCUUUUUUGUUUUUUAACAAACCCUGUUUGUUACCUUCCCAACUUGAACAAUAGAUGUGAUGGGUUGUUUGUUUGUAUGUCUCUGAUGGGUGUAUUAUUUUCUUUUUCUAUAUUUACUCGUAGGUUUGGUAUGUGAAAGAUUUUGCUCUGGGGUUUAAAAAAAAAAAGGAAAAAAAUACUCUCCAAGCAAAAUCACAUACGCUAUUAUAAAGUUUUAACUCUCUAUUUUUUGGAUUGCAUCUCCACAGUACCAGUAUAAACUACAAAGCAUUACAGAUAUUAACUCCGUACAUUAACUUCUCAGCAAACACCAGUCAUCCGUUGUACAAAAAGCUUCAUAAGAGAUAAAACUCACCUUGUGCUAUUGCCUGCUUUUCAUGCAAAAUGCUAUAGAGCUUGUGCUACCUUUGUUUGGCUCACAAAGCUUUCUUGAGAAUCCACAGCUGGGUGGAAAACACCAGUGAGUUCUUCCUUCUAUUUUACUUUUUUUUUUUUUCACUUUUGUUUGCUUGGUUGUAUGAUAUGAAACUUUGGUAACUAUUAAUUGAUCUUUACUGUGAACUUCACAUUGCACAUAAUUUGAAAAUAAAACAUUAAA